Messenger RNA from Nicrophorus vespilloides, 2131 nucleotides. Its product is annotated as keratin, type I cytoskeletal 9-like. The transcript has 3 exons. The coding region runs from base 117 to 2018 and encodes 633 amino acids. NCBI's taxonomy places the organism in Eukaryota, Metazoa, Arthropoda, Insecta, Coleoptera, Silphidae. The record is from RefSeq and is a predicted model, not a curated record.
UGCGUGUGUGUGUGUUUGUGUCGUAUAAAAGAGAGUGCCGGAUCGAAGAAGGACAUCAUUCGCUCAGCUCCAUUCGCGCAAAGAACAACCAACAUCAUCAUCAUCACAAGAGAAUCAUGAAGAUUUUGGUGGUAUUAGCAGCCUGGGUAGCUAUUGCUAGCUGUGGAGUGCUUCAAGGAAACAUUUCACCACCAAUCCAAUCAUCUUAUUCAUCCGGAUACGGAGCUUCCGCUUCCGGCGGAUACGCAUCUUCUUCAUCAUCAUCUUCUUCGGGAUGGGUCGGUCUUGGAGGAUCCACCAAGUACACCGACGUUAACGUCGCCGAUACUCUGAAGGGUUCUUCUCUUGGAGGUUUGGAAUCGGGACACGGAUACAAGACCGGUUUGGGAUUGGGAUCUGCAGGAGCUUCAGAUUCUUACAGUUCUUCCGGAUCUUUUGGAUCUUCCGGUUCCUUCGGAGCUUCCGCCGGAUCCCUCGACUCUCAUGGUUCCAUCGAAUCCUUCGGAUCUUCCAUCGGAGGUUAUGGAUCUGGAGCUUCCCUUGAAGGAUACGGAUCUUCCGGUUCCAUCGGAUCUUCCGGCUCUCAUGGAUCUUUCGGAUCUUCCGGUUCCAUCGGAGGUUAUGGAUCUGGAGCUUCCCUUGAAGGAUACGGAUCUUCCGGUUCUAUUGGAUCUUCCGGCUCUCAUGGAUCUUUCGGAUCUUCCGGUUCCAUCGGAGGUUACGGAUCCGGAGCUUCCCUUGAAGGAUACGGAUCUUCCGGUUCUAUUGGAUCUUCCGGCUCUCAUGGAUCUUUCGGAUCUUCCGGAUACGGAUCUUCCGGUUCUAUUGGAUCUUCCGGCUCUCAUGGAUCUUUCGGUUCUUCCGGUUCCAUCGGCGGUUACGGAUCCGGAGCUUCCCUUGAAGGAUACGGAUCUUCCGGCUCUUUCGGAUCUUCCGGCUCUCUUGGAUCUUUCGGCUCUUCCGGCUCUCUUGGAUCUUUCGGCUCUUCCGGCUCUCUUGGAUCUUCCGGCUCUCUUGGAUCUUUCGGCUCUUCCGGCUCUAUUGGAUCUUUCGGAUCUUCCGGCUCAAUUGGAUCCGGUUCCGGUUACGGCGGAAACACCCAAUCCGUCUCUCACAUCACCCAGCAAGUACCGAUCUCCGUGCCACAGCCGUACCCAGUGACCAUCAAUCGUCCAGUUCCUGUCCCAGUCUCCGUCCCACAUCCGGUUGCCGUCCCACGUCCCGUCCCAGUUGAGGUCCUGAAACCUGUCCCAGUCCCAGUCGCCAGACCGUACCCAGUUCACGUAACCCGUAAAGUACCUGUCCCAGUUCCAAGCCCAGUCUACGUGAAAGUACCACACCCAGUAGGAGUACCAGUACCAAGACCGUACCCAGUCGAAGUGAAGCAACCCUACCCAGUCAAGGUUCCAGUACGCGUCGAAAUCCCAGUCCCAGUCAAGGUACAAAGCCACGGUAGUUUCUCCGGAGGAUUCGGAGGUCAAUCUUUGAACGGAGGCAGCUCUUUCGGCGGAUUCGGAGGACAAUCCUUGAGCGGCGGAUACGGAGGACACUCUUUCGAAGGCGGAUUCGGAGGACAAUCUCUGAGCGGUGGAUUUGGAGGACACUCUUUGAGCAGCGGAUUUGGAAGUCAAUCUUUGAGCGGUGGAUUCGGAGGACACUCUCUGGGAGGCAGCAGCAGCUCCUUCGGAGGAUUCGAUGGACACUCUUUGGGCGCUGGUUUCGGAGGUAGCAGCUCCUUCGGUGGACACUCUUUGGGAAGCAACUCAUUCGGAGGUCAUUCUUCCUCUCUGGGAGGCUCAGGAUACGCCUCAGGAUACGGUUCCUCCUUCGGAUACCCAUCGAAACUAUCUCUCGGCUCCUCAUUGAACGCCGGCAAAUACUCUCCGAGCUUCUCCAGCGGCACCGGCACCUCCAGCUUCAGCGGAAGCGGAUCUUACUCCUCCACCAAGACUUUCCCAUCCAGCAGCGUCUACGCCGCCGGACAAUCCUACGACUCGAACGGAGGAUACAAAUACUAAAUCCAUCAAACAAUAAUCAUUUCAUCAAAUUUCUCUUUCACACAUCAAAACAAACAAACAAAAAAAAACCAUAAACUCAUUUACAUUUCGUUACAUAAGAGCAAACAAACAUC